This is a messenger RNA of Gracilinanus agilis (Agile Gracile Mouse Opossum), 2605 nucleotides long. Its product is annotated as golgin subfamily A member 6-like protein 22. The record is from RefSeq and is a predicted model, not a curated record. Bases 47 to 2605 code for a protein of 852 amino acids. Lineage: Eukaryota; Metazoa; Chordata; Mammalia; Didelphimorphia; Didelphidae. The transcript has 24 exons.
GACAUCGACUGAAUCAGAGGAUGAGAAACAGUGUUUCAGGGAUAAGAUGCAAGACUAUCUAAUGAAAAGGGACUCAUCUGUAAGAAAAUUCAGUGCUGCUGAGAAGACUGCACAGCAAACAGAAAGUGAGGAAGAUGAAAUGUGUAAGCUAAAGGAAGAGAAUGAGAUUCUCCAAGAGGCCCUGAGACGAUUUACUAUACAGUUGGAGUCAGCUACAAUCAAGCUUGAGGCUGCUGAGAAGGAGAGAGAGCAAAAGAGAAAAGAGGAGGAAGAGACAUUGACUGAAUCAGAGGAUGAGAAGCAGUGUCUCAAGGAUAAGAUGCAAGACUAUCUAUUGAAAAGGGACUCAUCUACAAGAAAACUCAGUGCUGCUGAGAAGACUGCACAGCAAACAGAAAGUGAGGAGGAUGUAAUGGGUAACCUAAAAGAUGAGAAUGAGAUUCUCCAAGAGGCCUUGAGAAGAUGUACAAUACAAUUGGAGUCAGCUACAAUCAAACUUGAGGCUGCUGAGGAGAGAGAGCAAAAGGAAAAAGAGAGAGAUUCACCUACAAGGAAGUGCUGUGCUUCUGGGAAGAUGAUGCCACAGAAGGUAGAAAAGAUGCAUUCAUGUACAAGAAAGCUCGACUGUCCUUGUGAGAAGAUGAUGCCACAACAGGCAGAAAAGAAGGAUGCAACUUUAAGAAAACUUAGUUCUUCUGUGACAUUCAAAGAGGAAGAAAACAAGGAACAUGAUGAUCACAUGCUUACUAAGGAGCAGAAAACCAAAAACAGCAAAUUAGUGGCAGUGGAGAGCAAGAGGUUGCCUGCCCUCAUCUUUACUCUGUGGGAAGAUGAAAUAGGUAACCUAAAAGAUGAAAAUGAUAUUCUCCAAGAGGCCCUGAGGCAAUAUACAAUAGAGUUGGAGUCAGCUACAAUCAAACUUGCUGAGAAGGAGAGAGAGCAAAAGGAAAAAGAGAGAGAUUCACUGGCAAGGAAGCUCUGUGCUGCUGGGAAGAUGAUGCCCCAGAAGACAGAAAAGAUGAGCAGACUGAAGAAUUCCAAAGAGGAGGAAGAUGAAAUGGGUAACCUAAAGGAUGAGAAUGAGGUUCUCCAAGAGGCCCUGAGACGAUAUACAAUAGAAUUAGAGUCAGCUACAAUCAAGCUUGAAGCUGCUGAGAAGGAGAGAGAGCAAAAGGAAAAAGAGAGAGAUUCAUCUGCAAGAAAGCUCUGUGCUGCUGGGAAGAUGAUGCCACAGAAGGUAGAAAAGUGGUACUCACCUAUAAGAAAACAAAGUGCUGCUGAGAAGACUCAAGAGGAAGCAGAAAAGGAGGAAAAUGAAACAGGUAACCUACAGGGUGAGAAUGAGGUUCUCCGAAAUGCCCUGAAACGAUGUACAAAACUGUUGGAGUCAGCUACAAACAAGCUUGAGGCUACUGAGAAGGAGAUAGAGCGAAAGGAAAAAGAGGAGGAAGAUGAAGUGGAUAACCUAAAGGAUGAGAAUGAGAUUCUCCGAGAUGCCCUAAGACUAUGUACAAUACAAUUGGAGUCAGCUACAAACAAGCUUGAGGCUGCUGAGGAGGAGAUUGAGCGAAAGGAAAAAGAGGGAGAAGAUGAAGUGGAUAAUCUAAAGGCUGAGAAUGAGAUUCUCCGAGAAGUCCUAAAACAAUGUAUGAAGCAGUUGGAGUCAGCUACAAACAAGCUUGAGGCUGCUGAGAAGAAGAGAGAGCGAAAGGAAAAAGAGCGUGACUCACCUACAAGAAAAUUCAGUGCUACUGAGAAGAUCCAACAGGAAGAAAAGGUGAGCCGAACUAAGAAUGACAAAACAGAAAAGGAUCAAAUGUUAGGUGAGCUAGAGAAGGAGAACAAGAUGCUGAGGAAGGCCCUGAGACAAUGUACAAAGCCAUUGGAGUCAGCUACAAAUGAGCUUGAAGCUACUGAGAAGGGGAGGGACAUGAAGGAAAAUAAGGAAGAGAAUCAAAUUGGUAAGCUAGAGGAAGAGAAUGAAAUUCUCCGAAAAGCCCUGAGACAAUGUACACAGCAAUUGGAGACAGCUGCAAACAAAUUUGAGUGUACUGAGAAGGAGAUGCAGGUGAAGGAAAAUGAGUGGGAUUCACCUAGAAGAAAGUUCAAUGCUGCUGAAAAGAAGAUCCAACAGCAGGCAGAUAGGGAGAUGGAUCAAGUAAAUGUGUUAGAAGAGGAGGUCAAGAUUCUCCAGGAGUCCCUGAAACAAUGCACCAUCCAACUGGAAUCCGCUACAAACAAGCUAGAGAAGGCUGCUGACACGAGGGAUUCACCUACAAGAAAGCUGAGUGUUGAUGAGGAGAUAAUGCAACAGCAGACAGAAAAGGAGAUGGAUCAAGUAAAUGUGUUAGAAGAGGAGGUCAAGAUUCUCCAGGAGUCCCUGAAACAAUGCACCAUGCAACUGGAAUGCACUACAAACAAGCUAGAGAAGGCUACUGACAAGGAGAAGAAUCAAGUGAGUGUGUUAGAGGAGGAGGUCAAGCUUCUCCAGGAUGCCCUGAAACAAUGCACCAUGCAACUGGAAUCUGCUACAAACAAGCUAGAGGAAGCUGCUGACAAGAGAAUGGAGGUUGUGGAAAUUGAGGUGAGCAUGGCAAAGAAUUAA